AAUAAGAAAUACUCAUGGAAAUAAUGGAUCCCUAUCAGAGCGAGUGUAUUAAAGUACACAAGCAAACAGUGUAGUGCACGGAAAACAGGGGAAAGAAACAAAAGGAAAUCCAUCAAAAUGCUAUAAAAGACAAAUGGCAACAACGAAAACAACCUAUCUGUCUUUCACACUCUGAAAAUCCUUCCGUUCCAUUCCAGACAAAAAAUGGAUUCAGCAAUUCCACCGUCGACGGCGGCGGAGCUGGACCUGAACAACCUGAAAGCACUGAAAGUUGUGGGCAAAGGUGCCAUGGGCACCGUGUUCUUAGUUCAAGACCAAGACGACUCCUCUGGACGCAGCCCGUGGGCAGUUAAGGUGGUAGAGAAAUCAUCCACGGAAGCUGACCGUCGUGCCCGUUGGGAAAUCCACGUCCUAUCCCGUUUGUCGCAUCCCUUUCUUCCUUCCCUUAUCGGCACCUUUGAAUCCGAUCAAUUGUUGGGCUGGGCCCUACCUUACUGUCCCGGCGGCGAUCUCAACGUCCUCCGUUACCGCCAAACAGAUCGUGUCUUCUCCCCCGCCGUCAUCCGUUUCUACCUGGCAGAGAUCGUCUGCGCUCUAGACCACCUUCAUAGCAUGGGCAUCGCCUAUCGCGACUUAAAGCCCGAAAAUGUCCUCAUUCAACAAUCCGGCCACGUCACCCUCACUGACUUCGAUCUCUCCCGCAACCUCACACACAAAACCGUCAAAACCGUCAUUUUUCUAGAAGAUUCCAAAUCUCCGGAAAUUACUCGCCGGAACUUCCCUAACUGGAUCGACACUAACAUAAUGGGCUUGAAGAAGGCCAAGUCCUCCCGAGUCAGCCCCGUGAGUCGACGAAAGCUGAGUUUCUCCAACGGCGAACGGUCCAACUCGUUCGUCGGCACGGAGGAGUACGUCGCGCCUGAGGUUGUCCGCGGCGACGGACAUGAGUUCGCCGUUGACUGGUGGGCCCUGGGGAUACUUACGUAUGAGAUGUUGUACGGUGCGACGCCGUUCAAGGGUAAGAACCGCAAGGAAACGUUUCGAAACGUGCUGUUGAAGGAGCCGGAAUUCGUUGGGAAGAAAACGGAGUUAACGGACCUGAUUUCGCGGUUGCUCGAAAAGGACCCAACAAAGCGUUUGGGUUACGUUCGAGGCGUCAGCGAGAUCAAGGAGCACCAGUUCUUCAGAGGGGUCAAGUGGGACCUACUCACCCUGGUCGUACGACCACCCUUCAUUCCGUCAAGAGACGACGCUGACUUGGCGGCGGAGCAAUUCACCUCCGGAGUGGACAUAAGGGACUACUUCCGGAACUUGAAAUCGCCGCCGUCGUUGCCGCCUUCUCCGUUGCCGUCACCGUCUUCUGAGUUUCAGAGGAAUGUUUCUUUAGCUGAAUUCUGACGCACGUGUGGGGGCUUGGACGAGGAACAGUUAGUUAUUCUUUCUAGUUACUCGGAAUUUCUGUGUAUAUAGAAUAACGGUAGAACGUCAAUAAACGGCGUUAGCAAGAUUACUUGGUAUAAUAUGGUUAUAUAUAAAUAAAUAUAAACUACAAAUAGAA
Gastrolobium bilobum is the source of this 1558-nucleotide messenger RNA. Its product is annotated as serine/threonine-protein kinase UCNL-like. Bases 205 to 1398 code for a protein of 397 amino acids. The record is from RefSeq and is a predicted model, not a curated record. NCBI's taxonomy places the organism in Eukaryota, Viridiplantae, Streptophyta, Magnoliopsida, Fabales, Fabaceae. Gene Ontology annotation, molecular function: ATP binding; protein serine/threonine kinase activity. Gene Ontology annotation, cellular component: cytoplasm; nucleus; plasma membrane. Gene Ontology annotation, biological process: protein phosphorylation. The transcript has a single exon.